Belonocnema kinseyi is the source of this 3763-nucleotide messenger RNA. Its product is annotated as FYVE, RhoGEF and PH domain-containing protein 4-like. NCBI's taxonomy places the organism in Eukaryota, Metazoa, Arthropoda, Insecta, Hymenoptera, Cynipidae. The transcript has 7 exons. Gene Ontology annotation, molecular function: guanyl-nucleotide exchange factor activity; metal ion binding. The record is from RefSeq and is a predicted model, not a curated record. Gene Ontology annotation, biological process: filopodium assembly; cytoskeleton organization. Gene Ontology annotation, cellular component: cytoplasm. Bases 633 to 3122 code for a protein of 829 amino acids.
AAAAAAAAAGAAACAUGUCAUGUAUGUGCGCAAACUGCAAACACUAAAUAAAACCAUACAGUCAUACACAACCACACACGACGUGACGUCGCGACGACGUAGAAAUCAACAGAUCAGUUUGAUGAAGUUGACUGUGUGGAGAUAACAAGCAAAUCUGCUUGUGCUACACCAGUGUUCAUUUACUCAUGUAAGGGCGUGCAGAGGAUCCCACGAAUUGUGCGGCAGUGAAAAUUUAAUUUUUUUUAGUCGACAAAAGCGGUCGGGAGUUUUAUUGUGCUUUUGUUCUUUCGUCCUUUCGUCGUUCUUGUGCGUAUCCUGAUCAUUUGGUUCAACGGUUCGAUAAGUUCCCAGGAUGAACUGCAGAUAAAAUGUCCUUAUCGUGAAUUGAAAAUCUUGGAUUAUUUCUCAGCUUUGUGUCUCUCUCACACCAGCUCAUAAUGUGACGGAAUUAUUCAUCAAUGAGUAAAUUGCACUCCUACUUCGGAGAGUUUGAGUGACACACACAGGCGGCCUUUUAAGUUUAAAUAAUAUAUGCGCGUCUGUGUGACACUUUAACUAUUAUUAAUUAUGCCAAUUAGACUACAUAAAAGUCUCGUGCCGUCCAGGUGCUCCAGUAACAGCGGAACACAAGGAUGCUACGAGAUCAGUUGAGGGACGUUUCAUCCUGGAUGGUUCAUCUGUAUCCGGAGCCAUUCGAGGGAGCCAAUAAAGGGGACACUUUCAAAAUGUUUAGCUCAAAAGUAAGCGGACCAACAUGCAAAUUUUACACAGAUCUUUUUGGCGACGAUGAUGAGUCUUCUCUUCCUGAGAACAAUUCUGGGGAUAAUCCUGAGAACAAUAUAUCUCAAACCUCAAGUCGAAACUCUCACCUGCUAGAACAGCAAAGUGGAACCAGUGAAGAUGGAAAUUCACAAGAUUCGGAUUCUGCAGGGUUUCCUGAGAACCAGAAUUUACCGAAAGAUCCCUGUAACAGGAUCGCUAGGCUUCAUAGUUGUCCCAGAUUCCAAUCGUUUCUCGUCACAACCUCAAGUUCCACAAUUUGCACCGAAGUUAGAACUGAGGAAACUUCUUCCGAAUCUUCCUUCGUCCAAGUUUCACACAGCGUUCUGGAAUACAGAAAUAGCAGGUAUAAGGCUGCAGAAAGGAGUUCUCACCAGUUCGUAUUAGAGGACUUCGCAGAGAGCGAGUCGGAAAGUGAGGAAGAGUCAGAGGAGAACCGAUCAUCCGAACCAGAAAUCGCAACGAUUGCCGAUGAGUUGGAUAAUUCAGCGAAGCAAAAAUUGCCCGAAAAAAGUGAGCAUCUCGCCUCGAAGAAAAAGAAAGCUCACCAGGUGGCUGAAGAAUUACUAGCCACUGAGAAAAAGUACGUCAGUAUUCUCCACCUGAUCGACCAAGUAUUUCAAUUUAGAGUCGACCAGGAAAACAGAGCGCAUCCGAUGUUUCCGCCAGAAACGGUGCAGCACAUGUUCUCCAACAUCAAGUCCAUUUACAAAUUUCAUAAUGACUUUCUUCUGCCGCAACUCGAGGAGAGAAUGAAGUCCUGGGACGCAAAUCCGAGAAUUGGAGAUAUAAUGAAGAAUUUUGCACCCUUUCUGAAAAUGUACACCGAGUAUGUUAAGAAUUUCGACGAUGCGAUGAAUCUUAUCCAUAAUCUUCAAUCCAAAGUUCCUAAGUUUGCCGCAAUUAUUAACGAGAUUCAGAAACUAGAGGAAUGUGCGAGAUUGACUUUGUCACAUCAUAUGCUGAGUCCGAUUCAAAGGUUGCCCAGAUACGAACUUCUUAUCAAAGAAUAUUUGAAGAAUCUUUCGAGGGAGAAUCCUGAUUAUGAAGAUACUAAAAAAGCCUUAGAACUGGUAUCAACAGCUGCAAAUCACACGAACGAAGCCAUGAAAAAAAUUUACAAAUUCAAGAAGCUUUUGGAGAUUCAAGAAAGUAUUUAUGAUUCUACGGAUCUAGUCAGUGCCACUCGCGAGCUCGUGAAGGAAGGACGCAUUGUGAAAAUAUCUGCAAGAAGUGGAGAUCAUCAAGAAAGAUAUUUGUUUCUAUUUAGCGAUAUACUUCUGCUUUGCUCUUUGAGGCUCAUACCGGGACCCAUGUAUCGCCUAAGGGCUAAAUUUUUGGUCGAGAACCUUCAAGUAAUGGAGGGAGACAAUUUGGAGACUGCUAAUACGUUUUAUAUAAGAGCCGCUAAUAAAAACAUAGAAUUGUACACCGACUCCGCAGCGGAAAAGGAUGCCUGGGUCGAUGCUCUUCUUGAAACUAGGCACGAAAUCUUGAGACGAAAGGCGAGUCUAAAAACUGGAGAAGAGAAAACUGCUUUUGUGAAAACUGACGAUGUUACUAGGUGCAUGGUUUGCGAAGCAUUGUUCUCGGUUAUGAAGAGGAAAUAUAAUUGCAGAGCCUGUGGAAUUGUCGUUUGCAGCAAAUGCUCGAAGCAAAGACUAUUGUUUGAAGAAAAUAAACAUAUGAGAGUCUGCAGACUGUGUCACGCUGCUUUAACACAGCCUCUGACAAAGUCGCCUUCCUCUCCACCAGGCCCAGGCCCUAGUUUACUCCAGGUGUCAGCCGGUGCUCCUUCAGUUCUCUCUGGUUACUUGCUCCUGAAAACCCAAGCAAGCAAACCUUGGACCAGAAGAUGGUUCGCUCUCCACGUGAAUUUCGUCCUUUACACUUUCAAAUCACAUUCGGAAAAUAUUGCAAUGACGGCGACUCCUUUGCCAGGCUUUACAGUUACAGAGGGCUCAGAAUUGCCAGGCGAAGAUCCCCUGAAUACCAAAGAUCGAAAAGGAACCUUCAAGAUUCACCAUUCUAAGAAAUGCUACUACCUCCAAGCUCCUUCUCAAGAAAGAUUAGAGGGGUGGGUGCAUGCGUUAAAACUGGCCACAAUGGCUGAGCUACCUCAAGAACAUGAAAUGGAGGAGAGAAACGAGAACAAAAUGGAGGAGAAUGGCGAAAACAAGACGGAGGAGAGUAGGGAAAACAUGACGGACGAGAGUGGGGAAAACACGACGGAGAAGAGUAACGGAAACAAAAACGAAGAGAAUAAUGAAAACCAAAAAGAAGAGAAUAACGAAAACGCACAAGAUCAGUCACAAAGUCAAUCGCUAGACCAUAUACAGUAAAUCACUUUUGUAACGUAUUUACCUUGUCUAGCUAAUUUUUACAUAUCGCCCUCGCAAUAACAUUAAAGACAUUGUAAGAUAACUGUUGGUACACCUAAGUAUUGUUAACUUAUGUUUUAUAUAGGCUAUAAUUACUGUAUAGGAUUUUUUUGGCGAUGGACGAUCUACGUAUUAAUUGUAGCAUGCCGUUUGUACCUACUUAUAUAUCUGUUAGUUUGAUAAAUUCCCUUUUUCACUGCAAUUUGUACUCUGCGAUGAGAAAUCAAUGGCUGCACUUCGUACAAAGAUUUUUAGGAAUAUAGCUGAUGUGAUUUUUUAAACAUGCGUCUACUGCUGUAUUUGUCGCCAAAAACUUUCUGUGAUCGAGUCAUCUGACUAUCGCUGUCUAAGCGCUUGUUGUUUUUGUAAUAUUGUGUUAUAAUAUAUUUAAAUAUAUAUGUAGUUCGAUCACCGGAUGCUAGACUGUCCAUAAUUUAUAUAUGAGAUGUCAGAGUUGAUUGAAUGUUCCGAGACGCAAAUCUUUCGCUUGAAUGCUUACGUUAGCUAAUUGUAAGUCUGAUGAAUUGUGACGAUCGAGUUUAUUGGAAACCUGCAUGGAGCAUUUAUCGUGAUUUUUACAAUAAAUUCGUUCAGUCUUUAAA